Messenger RNA from Eupeodes corollae, 432 nucleotides. Its product is annotated as putative nuclease HARBI1. The record is from RefSeq and is a predicted model, not a curated record. The transcript has 2 exons. Lineage: Eukaryota; Metazoa; Arthropoda; Insecta; Diptera; Syrphidae. The coding region runs from base 1 to 432 and encodes 143 amino acids.
AUGUUCAAACGCAUUCAAUUAAACACGUGGGAUGACCUAGACUUUUUGCAUCGUUUCCGUCUCUCAAAACGCACGACAAUGAUGGUGCUAGAAGAAAUAAAGGAUUCCUUGCCGUGUGAUGAAAGGAGAUCACGCGAAUUACGACCUAUCACGCAAUUGCUAAUUGCAUUAAGGUAUUAUGCGCUUGGAUCUUCUCAACUAGCAAUCGCGGAUUUUUCAGGGGUUUGUAUUACAAGUGUACACGUUGUGUUGAAACGUGUGUCCAGAGCUCUUGCCGAACUUUCCCCACGGUAUAUUCAAAUGCCCCAAACCCAAAACGAGCGCUUGAAAGCAGCUAAAGAAUUUUUUGCAGUGGCAAAGUUCCCUUGGACUAUUGGUGCAAUAGAUUGCACCCAUAUUCGAAUUCAAUCGCCAGGUGGAACAGAUGCAUAA